Messenger RNA from Enhydra lutris kenyoni (northern sea otter), 924 nucleotides. RefSeq names its product leucine rich repeat containing 10. The coding region runs from base 1 to 924 and encodes 307 amino acids. Gene Ontology annotation, molecular function: protein binding. Lineage: Eukaryota; Metazoa; Chordata; Mammalia; Carnivora; Mustelidae. The transcript has a single exon. The record is from RefSeq and is a predicted model, not a curated record.
AUGGGGCUCUGGGCAGUCCACCUCCCCCGGGGGAGCCCCUCAGCGAGUCAGUGGGCUGGGGCUCUCUGUGCCUCCACCCUCUGCAUGGGGAACGCCAUCCGGGCCCUGAUGGCCUUCGUCCCCGCCGACUGCUGCCAGAGCUACCUGGUCAGAGACCUCCGGGAGAUGCCGAAGGACAAGAUGGUGGAUCUGAGUGGGAACCAGCUCCGCCGCUUUCCCGUGCACGUGUGUUCCUUCCGGGAGCUGGUCAAGCUCUACCUGAGUGACAACCACCUUAACAGCCUGCCUCCGGAGCUGGGGCAGCUCCAGAAUCUGCAGAUCUUGGCCCUGGAUUUCAACAACUUCAAGGCUCUGCCUCAGGUGGUGUGUACUUUGAAACAGCUCUGCAUCCUCUACCUGGGUAACAACAAACUUUGCGACCUCCCCAGUGAGCUGAGCCGGCUCCAGAAUCUCCGGACCCUGUGGGUCGAGGCCAACUGCCUCACGCAGCUGCCAGAUGUUGUCUGCGAGCUUAGGCUCCUUAAGACUCUGCACGCCGGCUGCAAUGCCUUGCGUCUGCUGCCGGCCCGGCUCCAGUGCCUCCGGGAGCUGCGGACCAUCUGGCUCUCAGGCAACCUGCUGACCGACUUCCCCGCUGUGCUGCUGCACAUGCCCUUCCUGGAGGUGAUCGAUGUGGACAGGAACAGCAUCCAUUACUUCCCCAGCCUGGCCCACCUGUCAAGUCUGAAGCUGGUCAUCUAUGACCAUAAUCCUUGCAGGAAUGCACCCAAGGUGGCCAAAGGGGUGCGCCGUGUGGGAAGAUGGGCCGAGGAGACACCAGAGCCUGACCCCAGAAAGGCCAGGCGCUAUGCUUUGACCCAGGAGGAAAGCCAGGAUGGAGAGGCACUAGCCCUGCCUUCUCUACUUCUUCCUCCCAACUCCUGA